AUGUUUCGAAAAAUACAUCAGCGUUCUACUUUUUUACGUCACCAUACAAGGAAAAUAUGUAAAGGACCAGAAAAUGUUAAGACUUUAGAACUGACCAAUGGACUACGAGUAGUCACUGAGAGAAUUGAAAGCCCUUUGGCUUGCGUCAAUCUUUUUGCCAAAGUCGGAUCCAGGUUCGAAAAUUAUGAUACAAAUGGUAUUUCUCAUUUUAUUGAACACAUGGCAUUCAAGGGAUUCACUUCCAUGAAUAGCCAAGCAGUAGCGUGUCAGUUAAAUGAUUUAGAGGCCAAAAUAACAUCCAUGACAACGCGAGAAUUUCAAGUUUUCAGUGCAGUCUGCCCGAGCAAAUCCGCUGGUGAUAUCGUGAGUUUACUAACGAAAAUAGUUACCGAAUUAGAAUUAUCAGACCAAGAGAUGGAUUGUGAAAGGGAUGUUAUACAGCAUGAAAUGCAAAAUCUCGACAUGAAUCCUAGAGAAAUUAUGUUUGAUUAUUUACAUGAAACAGCUUUUCAGGGAACGCCCUUAGCGAAUCGAGUCGUCGGACCCUCAAGAAACGUGAAUAAAUUUAAUCGGGAUUGCGCCUUAUACUUCAUGAAAAAUCACUAUAAACCAACUCGGUUGCUUUUCACAGCAGCCGGUGAUGUCUCUUCAGAUACAAUAGUAGAUGCUGCAAGUCGACACAUUGGUAGUACCGAAUAUGAGGGAAAGGCGGAGUUCAGCCCUUGCCGUUUCACGAGCUCUCAAGUGCGUUUCCGCGACGAUUCAAUGCCAUUUGCACAUAUUUCUCUCGCUUUUGAAGCACCAGGCUAUAAAAGUUUGGACUAUUUACCGCUUUUAGUUGCGAAAAACUACAUCGGGUCUUGGCACAAAAGUCAAGGAGGAAGUCACAGGCACGCCUCCGAUGCAGUCCGAGCAGUUGCAACAUGUAAUUUAUGUGAACUUCUAGAAUCAUUUUAUAUAGCUCAUAGUGAUGUUGGUCUCUGGGGUGUAUACUUUGUCGUGCCCAACAUGAAUAUUGAGAAUGUCAUUUACAUUAUCCAGAAUAUGUGGAUGCAUUUGUGUUUUACGAUUACUAAAAAUGACGUAGAGCGAGCCGUCAAUAUAACUAAGUUGGAAUUAGCGCGACGUAUAGAAGGUGUUGUAAACUCCGCUUUUGAUAUAGGCAUACAGAUUAUGUUGAAGAACGAAAGAACUCCAUUGACGAAUAUGUAUCAAGAUCUUUCGCGCAUAGACCCAAAAACAAUCAAGGCGGUUGCUGAAGCAAGCAUUUAUGAUAAACCACUCGUCACUGCUGCAGUCGGACCUACUGAAGAACUUCCCGACUAUAACAGAUUGCAGGCUGGACAGUAUUGGUUGCGUCUUUAA
Molecule: messenger RNA, 1365 nt
Organism: Pieris macdunnoughi
Lineage: Eukaryota; Metazoa; Arthropoda; Insecta; Lepidoptera; Pieridae
Source: the annotation of a GenBank genome assembly